Molecule: messenger RNA, 1542 nt
Organism: Durusdinium trenchii
Lineage: Eukaryota; Dinophyceae; Suessiales; Symbiodiniaceae
Source: the annotation of a GenBank genome assembly
AUGGCUGCCAUGGUGCGGCCACUGGAGAGUUUGCUGGCCGGAAAUUCCUCAGUGUCUCUGGGCCCAGAUGGGACUCCAAUGGCGUCCAUGAACCACCCCACUGGGCCUCUAUGCCAGGUCUCUUUGCCAGGGUCCCGGGUUGUGUCCUGGCGCCACGGUGAUCGGGAGAUGCUGGUGGAAGGCCUUAUGCCUUGUGGCCUCGAAGGCCUCAUCGCCGGCACGGACUGGACCAUCCAGAGCUUGGUCGGCUUGGAGGAUGAUGUGUUGGCCUUCUCAGCCUUCGCGGAGGCGCGGACGGCAGACGGGGUGCCAGUGCGCGCCCGAACCGAAGUCCAGCUGGGUGCCAGUCGGAUCUCCAUGACCUUGGAGGUGUCCCAUGCUGGCGCAGAUGAAAUGGAAUGGGAGGAAGAUGAGGAGCCGGAGCCCUUGGAGGCUCAAGAGCGGAGCCUCAAGCGCAGCCGCAUGCUUCCGUUGCACUUGCCCCAUGCUGGCUUGCAAGCCAGCCUCAGAUGCCAAGAGGGCAUGGGGAGCGUCUCUGGCGAAGCUGUCGACGCGUCGGAGGGCCUCGUUUUGGAGAAGACGGGCCUCCGAUUGGAGACCUUUGGCUUCAACCAGGUGAAGUUGAGCACAGGACCUGAGACGCUGCACUUCCGCACGCUGGCGCCCACGGAGGUGACGCUGCAGCCAGGCGAGACGGUGUCUGGUGCUUGCUCCUUGGAGCAUCUCUUAGUGGCACUUGAAACCACGAUCCGCGCCCAACUCGCCAUGCCACGAUCCAGUGGCUUCAGUCAUUUCGUGGAAAAGGUGGCGGCGGCUGAUUCCGACGCACAGAAGGACGGAGUAGAGGUCCUGUUCGGGCAGAGGGGUAUGCUUUGUGGCACCUGGCAUGGCACCUGGCAACGGCUCUCGGUGGAGGGACCCUCGCUGAAAUCCGCCCAGCGCUUUCGAGCCACCUGCGCCCCUUGUGUGGCGGCGGAUGGCGAAUCGGUGCAUCAUGUGAACCGCUAUCCACCGGAGGUGGCGCCCAAGCCGGGGCUUUUGGGCUCGGAUGGGAUGAUGGAAGUGGAUUUUGGGCAGAUGAACAAGAGCAACUUCUUACAACCCUUUGGCCCUCGCUCCUCGGCCUCCUAUGGCUCCGGCUGGGCGGCUCUGUACCCCUCCUCCUGGCAGACGGAGCGCUUGGCGGUGGAGCUGAUCUCACGGGUGGGCGCCCAACGGCACCGGCUCAUUGCGAUGUGGCAACGAAAGGAUGAGGACGUGGCGUUGACGAUGCUGACCUCCAUCCGCGAGUCCCAAGCGGACGGGUCCGAGCGCGUCUUCGGAACAGGGUCUUCGGAGCACGGUGAGGAGCAUGUGGCGGAGCAGGUCGAGGAGGACUGGUACACCUUGAGUCCCUCCACCUUCGCUCUGGUGCCACGUCAGCUUUCUUCAUCUGGUGACUUUCAGAUCGGCCUAGCGUGGGCGACGGCAUCAGACGACGCAUGGAAUGGGCUCAUUGCCAACUUUUCUCAGCAUUUACAAAGCGUUCAGCUUCCAAAGUAG